This is a messenger RNA of Gaeumannomyces tritici R3-111a-1, 2273 nucleotides long. RefSeq lists its product as hypothetical. The record is from RefSeq and is a predicted model, not a curated record. Bases 25 to 1929 code for a protein of 634 amino acids. The transcript has 3 exons. Lineage: Eukaryota; Fungi; Ascomycota; Sordariomycetes; Magnaporthales; Magnaporthaceae.
AAAAAAAAAAAAAAGGGAAUCACGAUGGCGUCGUCGGCGGGCGGCGGGCCCCCGGCAGCGUCGCGGGCGGUUAGCGACCCGAUCCUACGCAACGCGCUGCGCUACACCGUCUCGGCCCGCGAGUACGCCACGCUGCACAAGUACAUAUUGUCGCGCUCGCGCGUCCUCAAGAGGAACGCGCCGAGCGUCGAGACGGUCGCGCGCAUCGUCAACGGCGACGCGGGGGCGAGGCCGGCUGUUAGCUCCACGCCCGGCGACGGGUCGGGCGGCGGGGCGACGGCGACGGGCCUGGAGCCGGCCUCGGGCGGCGGCAGGGCAGGGAGGGGCAAGGGGAAGAAGCAGCAGCAGCAGCAGCAGGACGCGGCGGCGACGCCCCCGCCCGUCAACGACUACAACGCGCGCGCGGUGCGGCACUCCAUGCGCGUUUUUAUCGCCACAAGCAUCGCGAUGAAGACGUGGUCUAUCGUGUUGAAAAGGAUAAUGGGCGCCAAGAAAGACCAAGCAGCAGCGGCGGCGGCAGCGGCAGCCUCCAAGAAGGAGCCCCUCUACAAGUCGCCGACCUUCCGGCUCUCGCUCUCGCUCAGCUCCAUCCUGCUGCUGUACAGGCUGUUGUUCCGCUUCUUCACGCGGCUGCGGCUGCACCUGCUCGACCCGUCGGCCGAGCCGUUCCGGCGCCGCAACCCGCGGACGGCGGGGACGCUGACGUCGCCCUACGCGCCGGCCGUGGGCGCGUCGCUGGCGGGGCUGGCGCUGGGCAUCUACCCGGCGCAGCAGCUGCGCGUGUCGGUCGCCAUCUACGCGCUCUUCCGCGCGCUCGAGUUCGGCUGGAACGCGGCCGAGGAGAACGGCAUGGUCUGGGGCUGGGACAAGGGCGGGCGCGUGCGGCGCGAGCGGCCGUGGUGGUGGGGCAGCUGGAUGCUGCAGCCCCUGGCCUUUGGCCAGCUGCUGCACGCCUGCGUCCUGGACCGCGACUGCUUCCCGAGCCAGUACGGCGACAUGAUCUUCAAGUGGUCCGGCACCUACCUCCAGCAGCGCCCGCCCAAGUACCCGCGCAGCCUGCCGUGGCCGGGGACCUACGACAUUGUGGACAGCCUGGCGACCAUGGCGAAGCUCAACUGGCCACCCUUCGUCUCGCCCACGCUCUUCCCGGACAAGACCAACACGCUGCCGCCGCAGCUGUCGGCCAUCGCGCCCCUCUCAAACAGGGCGCACCCGCUGCUGACGUCGCUGUCCUGCGCGACGCUGCACCCGCACGACCCGUCGUGCGCGCGCACCUACCUCACCUUCUGGCUGCGGUCGUUCCCGGCGGCGGCGCGCUUCUUCCUGGCGGCGUACGCGCUCAUGGCGCUCCCGCGGUUCCGGCUGCUCUACCACGCGCCGGCGUCGGUGCUCCGGCGACUGCUGGCGUCGGCGCUGCGCACGGCCACGUUCGCGACGGGCGCCGUCUCGACGGCGUGGGCCUCCAUCUGCCUGCUGCAGGCGUGGCUGCCGCGCGGCGCGCUCGCCACGCAGCGCUUCUUCCUCGGCGGCAUGGCGGCCGGCCUCUGGGCCUGGGCCGAGCGCAGCAGGGGGCGGGCCGUGUUCCUCUACAGCGCGCGCCAGAGCGUCGACUCGCUCUGGAAGGUGGGCGUCAAGCGCCGCUGGUGGCGCGCCAUGGCCGCCGGCGACGUCUGGGUCUUUGUCCUGGCCGUCAUGCUCACGGGCGUCGUGUACGAGCGCGACGCCGCCGCCGGCAUCCCCGACCCGACCUGGCGCCGCGGCGUCAGCUGGGUCCGGGGCGAGGGCUGGCGGGACUGGGCCAUGGAGGCGGACGAGGAGGAGGACGACGAGGACGAGCAGGGAGGGGAGGGCGAGGAGGAGGGGGAGGCGGAGAGGAUGGAGGUCGGAGUCGACGAGGGCUCGGGCGUGCUGCUGAGGAAGGAGGAGUGAUUGGCUCUGUGUCUCUUAAUGGUUAUGCCUGGUCUGUGCGUGUCGAGAGCUGGAGAGCUUUGGCUUUGUGUAUGAAUCAAUGUGUUGAUGAUUGCUCUCAGAGUGAGAGUGGAAGCUACCCGCACACGGCCUUACGAGGAAAGUUGUGAUACGGUUUGGCACGGCCUCGGCACACUUAUAAGCCACGGAAGAGAGAGGAGGCUGCGCAGAUAAUCACAAGCACCAAGAUUCACUUCGAGGGGAGCAAGCGAACAGGCGUGAACAGGCCAGCUUAGAUAUUGGUAUCUGCGUACUUUUGCAUCAGGCGACAAGUACAUCGCUCUCUGUCUCUUUGUAAAGACGGG